AAAGCUUCCACUUGUUGCCGAGCAGCAUCGGGAAUCGUCGGCUGACCAUCGAGUUCCGACUCGUCUGUGCUUCAGAAGCCGAGGUUUGUCCGUGAACACAUCAGGAAUCGCCGCAGCCUCAUCAGUGCACGAUCACAGCGCCGCGUUCACGGUCCUCAGGAAGUCUGGUUUCAUGUCGAAGUCAGUCCUGCAUCCAUGGCCAUGUGGACACAUCCGCCUGGCGUGUGGACUCCUCUUCCUCCUCCUCCUCGCCUCCUCACCGCUCCUCACUGCAGGGAGACUGAGCAACUGCACCCACCCUCUGGUGCCGGAACAUGGAGGUUUCCGCUGUGAUCCAUCUCCGUGUCGAGGUUUCCCUCAGAAGAGCUCCAUCCAUUUCUUCUGUGAGCCUGGUUACCACAUCAACAGGGCCCGUGUGUCCAGGUGUCGCCAAGGCAAGUGGCAGCCUCCGAUUCCUACCUGCAUCCCUAUCAAAGAAGGUCCCAACAUGAACCCUGAUGACAGAUCAAACGACUCGAUGCCCAGCAUGGCUACCACCGCGGUGGGCGUGUCCAUCUUCUUGCUCACCACCACGGCCUGCCUGGUUGCCAAGUCCCGCCUCUAUCCCUGUCAAUCGCACAACAGCCGUCGAUCCUCUGACCAACUUGACCUGAUGGUGGACGGACUUCCUGUCUCUCUUCCAUCCUACGAGGAGGCGAUGUAUGGCAGCUGGGGACAGCGUCUUCCGGCCUGCUCAGCACCAGGACCCACCCAGCUCCUUUUGGCUCAGGAGGCUCCCGUGUGCCACCAGCUGUCCCGCUGCAACCAGUCGGACAACAGCCACCGCCCCCUGCUGUCCUCCCAAAGCCCUGACAACCCCCCGCCCCCUUAUGAGGAGGUGCAGUCAUCGCGUCUCAGAGACAGGACGAGUGAUGGGGACGUGCGGCAGCUACAUGUUGCCGAGGACAAAGACACUUGAUUGACUGACUGUCUGGUUCAUUUGUGACUACACUUCGAGCACACGGCCUGCAGCUGUGAAACAGUGAAAGCAUGAUUUUGAUUGACAGCUAAGUGGUGCUGUGUUUACAAUGCACAUGAUGGCUUAUAGCAUAAAAACACAGAACAUGGACAUGACUGCAGACUCCUGUGCUGCCUGCACUUUCCCUGGUUGGCUGUAGCUCAUCAGGAUUAGGACACUUGUGUCCUGUCACAUGCUAUUUUAGAUGAAGCUGAUAAGCUGUGAUUGGCCCGAGGUCAGGUCACAAAGGCCCAACUAAAGAGGACUGAGGUGCAUUAAUUAAUUAAAUGUUGAUUGUAUAGUAUUAAUUGCUUGUACAGCACGAGGAGGGAGUUUAUGUGCACAUGUGUCUCUGCUGUCAGGUGAAAAGCUUAUAUCCAGAGUCUCAUCUCUCAGGAGUAAAACUGCCUUGUUUUUAUUGUGAUGACACAAAUAAUGUUUUUAAAAAGAUCCUUCAUUUUAAAUGAAAAAAAAAUUAUAAAAAGUAUGAGGUUUUUCACACAAGUGUGUGUGUGUGUGUGUGUGUGUGUUUUUGUGUGUGCGUGUUUUCAGUGUUGUUCUGAAGACAUCAUAUAUCCCUCCCGUCAGUGACGGGGUUGAUUGAGGCUUCCUUCAUGAAGUCACUUUUGCGCUGUUAUAGAAACCAUUGUUUCCAUGGCAACCGGCUCUGUUCCAUCUCUGUUUGAAACUCUUGUGCAGUCGCAUUUCUGGUCUUGGCUUGCUCAUAUUGUUGACUUGAGGCCAGUGCGGUACAGAGACACUGAGGGGUGUACAGCAGGCAUAUUUGCAGGGAUGUGAAAUAUAAUUGGAAACUAAACCAAAUGAACUAAAAACAAACCAACAAAAAGUACACAUUUAAUAAUAAAAGUGAAACUGACUCUGAUUAGUGACCAAAUUCUCUCUCACCUCACUGGCUCCCACUCUGUGACUCAGCUGAAUGAAUGUAUCUUAUGUUUUGCUAAAGAAUAUUAAGUAUUAUAUGAUUGUAAUAUUUACAGUUAUUAAUUGUACAUUGUAAUAUUGCACAGAACUGUAUGAUGAAUAAAUGUUAAUGAAUGUUUA
Solea solea (common sole) is the source of this 2059-nucleotide messenger RNA. RefSeq lists its product as uncharacterized. The transcript is spliced from 5 exons. Bases 173 to 958 code for a protein of 261 amino acids. The record is from RefSeq and is a predicted model, not a curated record. Lineage: Eukaryota; Metazoa; Chordata; Actinopteri; Pleuronectiformes; Soleidae.